CAAUAUUUGUGCUUGAGUUUCUUGGAUAUUGUGCCCAACUACCUCGCACUACUCGCUAUACAUCGAACUUCGUUGACGAGUGCCACUUUGUUGCAAUCAUUGACAAUACCAUCUACAAUGAUAUUUUGCAGGCUACUGCUCGGCAAAAAGUACCAAAGAAUGCACUACAUUGGAGUCGUCUUGUGCAUGCUGGGAGGGGGAAUCACCAUACUAACGGACAAAGGUAUAUUAUUGUCCCCCGAUAGGGAAACUCCCCAGCCCCAUUCUUUUAGUGGUGACGUUCUAGCUAUUCUGGCGGCUCUAGGAUACGGAGUAGGAGAUGCCUGCGCCGAAUUCUGGUCGAAGCAUGUGAACCGAGAGGAAUACCUGGGAAUGAUUGGUCUCUUCGGAGCAAUAUGGACCCUUAUAGCGUCUUUGCUUUACGAACGGGAUGCAGUGCUCGAGGCAUUUGCAACAGACYACGAAACAUUUUUGAGAGCUGCAGGGGUUGCGGCGUGCUAUGUUGCAUCAUUGCUGGCAUAUUACGUUACGGAAUCGAAGUUUCUAAUGAAAUCGGAUGCAACUCUCCUGAACCUGUCGCUCCAAACCCAAAAUUUUUGGGCUGUUUUGUUUUCCGUUUUCUUCUUCCGAGAAACACCUCAUCUUCCGUUUUAUGUUGCCAUGAUCUUGGUAGUUACGGGAGCCUUUGUCUACGAACUAGGAAACAACAAUGAGCACAGAGUCGCAUUUAAAUUGGACACGUUCAAGGCCAAUUUGGACAUUGCCACAGAAUCCACUCCUUUGACCAGCCGUAACGAAGAUACGUCACUUGAAAUCUGAAACACGCACGCGCCACAAAGAGCAAUGUGAAAAAUAUAGAAUAAAUAUCUAU
Pseudo-nitzschia multistriata is the source of this 871-nucleotide messenger RNA. The record is from the annotation of a GenBank genome assembly. Lineage: Eukaryota; Bacillariophyta; Bacillariophyceae; Bacillariales; Bacillariaceae.